AUGGCCAGUGAAUUGAACGCUUACCAGUGGAACGAAGCUCCACUCCACAUUCCGAUUCCAAAAGUGGAACAAAUUCCUCAAGGAUGUGUAUGGGUUCCAUGCAUCCCUGACUUCAGUACCAAUACGUACAUCCCUAUUUAUAACUUAUAUUCUUACCCGGCUUGGACUCCUUCACCGGCAGCGCCAGUAAAAAACAACUUAAAAGCAAAAAUUAGCCGAGGCGGUCUAAAAACCAAGCCUUGGAAAGAACACGAAGACAAGUUCCUUACUUCUCCUAAUAAAAAACAAUAUUUUAUUAGGAAUAAAAUUGGUCCUAAUCAAACGGAUGAUAAAUCGUAAUUAAAAUAAAAAAAAAAAAUAAAAAAAAAUCUAUAGGUUUUUUUCACUAUUAAUUGAGGCAAAUUUAGAGAUUUGGUCACUCAGUAUGGGACCAAAAACUGGGCUUUCAUUUCUCGAAAUCUAAAUGAAGCCUUGCAUGACUCUCACUGUAUCCGUAAAGGGAAACAUUGCAGAGAACGAUGGCAUAAUCACUUAAAUCCUGACUUAAACAGUAAAUUUUAUUGUAGAGGGCGAAUGAAGCUACGAAGAAGACAUAAAACUUCUAUGUCUAAAGCAAAAAAUCGGCAACAAAUGGAGCAUAAUAGCUAAAGAACUUCCAGGUAGAACUGAGAAUGGGGUCAAAAAUAGGUGGAAUAGCCUUAUGAAGAAAGCAAAGCGUGACCAGGGCUUUAGCUGCUGCUCCAGUGAUAUAAUAGCUUGCAAGUUAAUCGAAGAUUUAGAGGAAGAAAAAAGGCUGUCUGAAGCAUAA
Blepharisma stoltei is the source of this 808-nucleotide messenger RNA. Lineage: Eukaryota; Ciliophora; Heterotrichea; Heterotrichida; Blepharismidae. The record is from the annotation of a GenBank genome assembly.